Molecule: messenger RNA, 1194 nt
Organism: Phaethon lepturus (White-tailed tropicbird)
Lineage: Eukaryota; Metazoa; Chordata; Aves; Phaethontiformes; Phaethontidae
Gene: GNB1L
Product: guanine nucleotide binding protein (G protein), beta polypeptide 1-like
Exons: 6
Coding region: 1-987 (328 amino acids)
Molecular function (GO): protein binding
Source: RefSeq, a predicted model, not a curated record
AUGGCUCUGCCACCGCCGGAUCCACAGUUUGUUCUCAGAGGUACCAGUGCUGCAGUCCACACUCUGCAUUUUUCCUGUAGCAGCCAAGAACCUGAUGUCCCCGUUCUUUUCUCUGGGUCUGAGAAUGGGUUUAUCCAUGUCUGGAACAUGAAAACACACAGAGUGGAUGCAGCAUUGGAUGGCCAUGGAAGAAAAUCUGUCUACUGCGUGGAGACAAUGGGUGGUAAAGACAGGCUCCUCAGUCAGGGUCGUGACCAGAGGAUCUGCUUAUGGGAUUUAGCAGAGGGACGGACUUCAGUGACGGAUUCUGUCUUCACGGAGAAUGUGGGAUUCUGCAGAUGCUCUCUGUUAAAGGUGGCACAGGGACGCUGGUUAAUGGCCGUGGCAGCCAAAGCCCUGGAGGAGGUUCAGGUUUUGGAGCUGCCAUCCAAGAUAUCAGUCUGUACCUUGAAGCCAGAUGUGGGUGCCAAGCUGGGCAUGCCCAUGUGUCUGAAGUUAUGGCAGCUCAACUGUGGUUCACAACCUUUGCUUCUAGCUGGCUAUGAAGAUGGAUCAGUGGUCCUUUGGAAUUUGUCAGUGGGAAAAGCAUUGAGCCAACUUGUUUGCCACCAGGAGCCAGUGAUGAGCCUUGACUUUGACUCGGAGAAGGCCAAGGGGAUCUCAGGCUCAUCUGAAAAGGUGCUUAGCAUCUGGAGCCUCGAUGAGCAACAGAACCUCCAGGUUUACAAAACACACAAACUUGUCAAUGCUGGCAUAUCUGAUAUCACCAUCCGUCCAGACAAGAAGAUUUUAGCAACAGCAGGGUGGGAUCAUCGCAUCAGGAUCUUUGGCUGGAAAAAACUGAAGCCCUUAGCAGUGCUGGACUACCACACAGCAACUGUCCAUUGUGUGUCCUUCUCAGAUCACGAAAACCCCAGUGAAAGACUGCUGGCAGCUGGCUCAAAGGAUCACCGCAUCAGUAUCUGGUCAAUAUAUACUGAGACGUGACAUGUUCUGCACUGUCAGGGACAAGGAAAGCAGGAUUGGUGAAGCAAUUCUUUAUACUGUAAUUCAAACCUGGAUGUGGGGAAGUAGUAGAAAAUAUUUCCAGGCUGAAGUAAGAGUCCUAGGUUAAUUUUUAUGCUGCUUGUUCGAGCUGCAAGUUUUGUUUUCCAGAGGAGGAAGUGGAUUUUUUAAAUUCAUAACAAGCAGAGC